GGUACAGAAGAGUGAACCAAGGAAUAUUGUCCAUGAUUUCUAUGAAAAGUUCGCUUCUUCCAGUGAAGCAGGUUCUGAUCUGUUAUCAAAAUUUGCGAAGGAACAUGAUGAAAGGUUUAUGCUACUCUGUUCACCUCUUGCCCCAGUUGGCAGUUAUGAGCGAGGCGGACGAGACGUCAUCCGUAGCGUCUCUGCGGGCUCAGGUUGCGGUGUGCCUCCUCUACGAACUGAAGAAGGUGGCAGGUCUACAAUGUUCAUGGUAUCAAAUAGACAAAUGUGGAGUGAGAAAUUUUCAAUGUCACGAAGUGCAGGUGAAAAUCACACAAAUAUGUGCAGGAUGACUUAUGAGCAGGUGACACGCCACGAAGUGUACGAUGUAUCGGAAAGUGAGAGCGAAGAAGAAGAUGCGGUGCCUUUGCCAAUUGGCAGUCCUGCACCUAGUGAGACAAGCUCAAUUACGGCAUCAGAGAACGAGGAACAUAUACUGGCCAUAGAAGCAGAUUCGCGUAGAGUGAAAGCGUACAAAAUUGCUAUGGAGUUGCUAACUACAGAGAGAAGCUAUGUUGCUGUCCUUCGUUUGAUAGACCAAAUCUUCCACUUUCGAGUAGACCAAGAAAAUCGCGCCCAUAACAUGUUUCCGCAGGAAAUGAUACCUCAGAUGUUUUCUAACAUCAAGUCCAUCUACCAGUUCCAUCAUGAAUUUCUCUUACCACAGCUUGAAGCUCGGAUGACAAACUGGGACCAGGAACAGAAAAUUGGUGACAUUAUGAAAAACUUUGCACCGUUUUUGAAAUUAUAUACCGAAUAUGUGAAGAAUUUUGACAAUGCAAUGAAUAUCAUCAGUGCAUUGGCAGCCAAAAAUCAGAGAUUCACAGCAAUAAUGGAUGAAAUUCAUAGAAUGCCAGAAUGUGGGAAUCUCACAUUAUCUCAUCAUAUGCUGAGCCCAGUACAACGUAUUCCACGUUAUGAACUGCUUCUUAAAGAUUAUCUCAAGAAGUUAUCUGACGACUCAUUCGAUAAAGAAGAUACAAAAAAGGCUCUUCACUUGGUGUCGACAGCGGCAAAUCACGCGAAUGAGGCGAUGAAAAAAAUCGAUAAGUUUAAACAGCUGUUGGAAGUGCAGGAGAAAAUUAGUGGUGCUGUGGACCUGGUCAGUCCAACGCGAGAACUUCUCAAGGAAGGGAAAAUUGUGAAGAUUUCAGCCCGCAGUGGGGAUCAUCAGGAGCGUUACCUUUUUCUGUUCAGUGACCUCUUGUUGCUGUGUUCUUCUCGCUUGCUCCCGGCAGCGUACCGUCUGCGAGCUAAAUUCUGGGUAGAAGGCCUCCAGGUCCUGGAGGGUGACAAUCUUGAAACUGCCAACACGUUCUACAUCAGAGAUGACCAUAAGAAUGUGGAGCUGUACACGCAAACUGUGGAAGAGAAGACAAGCUGGCUAGAUGCUCUGUGUGUUGCUAUCGAAGAACUUUAUAAGAGGAAGUCGUCAUUUAAACUGGGGACGAAGUGUUCUAGUCCUGUGGACGCGCAGAAGCCUCCUAACUACAUCAAGAUGGACUGCAUACACAAAUGCAUGGACUGUGGUGGCAGUUUUGGCGUCAUGAAACGAAAGCAUCACUGUAGAGCUUGUGGAUCGGUGGUAUGCGGGAAGUGUUCAAACCAGAAGUAUCCGCUUCCAUUUGAAGACAACCGGCUGUCUCGUGUGUGCCGUCCGUGUCAUCAAAAGCUCUUACAGCAGAGAUCAGCGAGUCCAGACAGAAAUGACUCUGACGCUGAGAAUAUGACCACCAGUUUUUCUAGGGGGAAAGGCUUGUUAGAGGUUUCUGCUGAUGCGGAGUGUGUUCUUAGUGGCUAUUUGCAACUCAAAACAAAUAAAUCAUGGGUUCGAAGAUGGUUUGCUCUUCAUCCAGAUUUUGUGCUGUAUUCAUUUCGAUCACACACAGACCAGCGCGCCAUGACGGCGACACCCGUACCUGGUUACGCCGUGGUUAAGGUAUCGUAUUGUAAAGGAGAAUCCUUCGGUGAAAAAGACAAAGUAUUUAAGAUGUAUCACACAAAGAAGAUGUAUUACUUUCAAGCAGAGUCGCCGGAUGUUGUUGACAAGUGGGUCUGUGCCCUGCAGAUGGCAGCACAAGCAGAACUUCCUUCUUCCUAGAGAACAGAAGAGGUGUGAAAUAUAAGAAGAAGUCUGCACAAAAUAGUUUGUACUAUUUUUUAAUGCUUCCUUAAUCUGUUAGUCGCAUCUUCCAGGAAUGUUUUUUUUUUAUAAUUCCUCUGUAAAAUGAUGAAGUGGAUUAUUAUUCGUAAUUUUGAACACGGGAAUUUUUUCACAAUAGAAAAUCCUUUGUCGUGGCAGGAUUGUUUUGUGUGAAGUAGUCGGUAUUUUUCAGUAAGACUUUAAUGAAACAAGAGCGUAGCGGUAGGUAGGAUAAUCGUCAGAAGGCGGUUCAAGGGGGAAGAAAGCGGGAGCCUCGACUGUUCACAAAAAUUCUCCCAGUAAUCGGUUCACUGAACCGUCUUUGUAUUUGGUAUUACAGAUUUUGUAUCAUUUCCAAGUGCUCUGUGAAUAUUAAUUUAUGUAACAGUUUAUAAAAAAUAGCAGUAGCCAUUUUGUCGAAAUGUUACCAUUUAAUAGAAAGGUUGGGCUUAAUGUGUUACAUAAAUGCAAAGAAGGGAGGGUAGCGUUUGUUAGCAUUUUCUGUACGCACGCAAUACAUGGAAAUUUACGCCGUGUACCAUUUAGUCUUGAAGAUUAUUAGCGGAAAAAAGUUUCCUUGACAUAAUACAUGUAAGAUUGUUGGUAAGAAUUAUUUUGGUGACCAUAAUUGCUAGUGCCAUCGUAAGUCCUAAAAGAUAUAUUUUCAGGAAGUCCCCACGAAUCAGAUUUAUCGUAACAAUCCAGGGUAGAGUCGGGUAAAAUUUGGAAGCGUAGCGAAACUGUACCCCAAGUCAUCGCUAGGAAUCAUUUCCAUCAGCCUAAAUGCUUCAGGGGAUUGCGCCUCGUCCAGGACAGAGGGAAACUUGUCCAAAUCCUGAACUCACUUUUUCGGUCAUCGUCGCCCGUAGUUACCCCAGCACAAGAAUGUAUAGGCCACAUUACAAAAGAGAAGAAGAUAAACACAUAAAAAGUAGAUUCUUACGCCCUGUGAAGCUUACACAUGGGCACGCAGUGCUCUGCCCCACAACUGUGCCGACUUUCUUAAUUGUGAAGGGUCCAAAGAGCCCUCUUACCACAAAUGGAGGCGAAACGUGUACACAUUCUUUAGAUUCUACAAUUUGCCUAAAUAAAUUUUGUAAAUCCCUUU
Molecule: messenger RNA, 3299 nt
Organism: Zootermopsis nevadensis
Lineage: Eukaryota; Metazoa; Arthropoda; Insecta; Blattodea; Termopsidae
Product: FYVE, RhoGEF and PH domain-containing protein 2
Biological process (GO): filopodium assembly; cytoskeleton organization
Cellular component (GO): cytoplasm
Molecular function (GO): guanyl-nucleotide exchange factor activity; metal ion binding
Source: RefSeq, a predicted model, not a curated record